Messenger RNA from Parnassius apollo (apollo), 657 nucleotides. Lineage: Eukaryota; Metazoa; Arthropoda; Insecta; Lepidoptera; Papilionidae. The record is from the annotation of a GenBank genome assembly.
AUGAAGCAAAAAUUUGCCGAAUGGCAAAUUUUAUCCCACGAAUACAAUAGCCAAACGACACACUGCUCGCGUACAGCAGAAAAUUUAAAAAAUGAGUCAUACAGGAGGAUGCAUAGAAUCCAAACAGGUGGUGGACCAACAAAUCCAAAGAUAGAAGAUCCUCUAGAUUCCAAAAUCAUAUCAUUAAUUAAAACAGGUGCUGUUGGGCUUUUCAACCAUUUUGACAGUGACAGUGUUGCCCCAGAUAGCUUAGAGAGGCAUAAUUUUGCUGAGGUUCAAGUUAUUUUGCCUGAGGAGCCAGAAUUAUGUAAUAAAGAUCUUGAGACUGAACUUAAUGAAAUUCAAAAGACUGGGAUCGACUCGAACGAAGUAUUAAUGCAGCGAUUAACGUUCUGGGAUCGUAUUGAAAAAUUAGCACUAAUAGAAAAUAUGCGAGCAAAGAUUACUGGAGAUCCGGAAGCACAAGAGUUUGUUGUUUUUAUACUACACUAUAUAUCCUACAUAGAUUCACAGCUAGGCAAACUUAUUCUAUCAAAAGAAUUGUGUAACAUAGUUGAUACAGAAGAAGAACUUUUUGAAAAAGUUUAUCCGUCUGAUGAACAGAAUUAUAUAAAUAGGACAUGGAAGUGCAAAUUAAUGAAAGGAUACAGAAUAUGA